Molecule: messenger RNA, 333 nt
Organism: Pygocentrus nattereri (red-bellied piranha)
Lineage: Eukaryota; Metazoa; Chordata; Actinopteri; Characiformes; Serrasalmidae
Gene: mocs2
Product: molybdopterin synthase sulfur carrier subunit
Exons: 3
Coding region: 58-318 (86 amino acids)
Biological process (GO): Mo-molybdopterin cofactor biosynthetic process
Cellular component (GO): cytosol
Source: RefSeq, a predicted model, not a curated record
AGUUCACACAGAACUUGGGAAAGAUCCAAGUCCUGUGUUUCCAAACAGGCUGCAUUCAUGACUGCCGAGGUGUUGGUGUUGUAUUUUGCAAAAAGCGCUGAGCUAACAGGGCUUAAAUCUGAGACUGUGAGUUUCCAGUCACAGUUAACCACCCUUCAGCUGUGGCAAGAACUGGAGAAGCGCCAUCCAAAGUUGAGUGCUGUACGUGAGCACGUGGUGCUGGCACUGCGCCAGCAGUACGUGGCUGUUGGUGAUCAACAGGUGAUUCUGCAGGAGGGGGAUGAGGUCGCGGUCAUACCACCACUCAGCGGAGGCUAGAGGGAGCCUCAGCAU